AUGGUGAGGGCGGGAAAGGUCGGCAAAGGCUUUACGCCCCGGCCCACCCACGAAGACCCCAGCGAAAAAGAAACACAAGAGGAAAAUAUUCCACUUGGGCUUCAGAGACUCAAAGAGUGGUGGAGUGCCUUUUUGAUACAACGGGCUUGGCGCAGAAGCAGACAGAAAGCCGCUGACGACGACUGGGGAAGCAGGGAGUUCUCGGGAAGCAAACUAGAGGCGCAGAACACCGCUGAUGAAAGCAGUCUGCUGUCAAAGGCAGAAGCUCUAAACUACGCCAAAAAAAACGACAUCAUUCGGCUGCUGAAGGUACAUUUGGUCUUCAAGGCCUCAACGGAGUAG
This is a messenger RNA of Eimeria necatrix, 342 nucleotides long. RefSeq lists its product as hypothetical. The record is from RefSeq and is a predicted model, not a curated record. Bases 1 to 342 code for a protein of 113 amino acids. The transcript is spliced from 2 exons. NCBI's taxonomy places the organism in Eukaryota, Apicomplexa, Conoidasida, Eucoccidiorida, Eimeriidae.